This is a messenger RNA of Fraxinus pennsylvanica, 624 nucleotides long. The record is from the annotation of a GenBank genome assembly. NCBI's taxonomy places the organism in Eukaryota, Viridiplantae, Streptophyta, Magnoliopsida, Lamiales, Oleaceae.
AUGAAAUAUAGCCCCACUCCAUCAACGUUCUUUUCUCGUACCUCAUCGUUCUCGUUUUCUGUCACCGUCUCUUUCAGGUGUGUAAAAAAUAAAAUGAAUCACUGUACAAUUCAGAAGAACACUUUUGCUGCCUGUGAUGAGAUGAAGGGCAAGAAAGGGGCGGUGGUUUGCCCCAAGCCCCGCCGUGUCGGCCUAGUCCAUGCAGCUGCUGCUUUUAAUGAUUCUCCUUCUACCAGACCCCUGAGAUGGCAUUCCAUCCAUCAACUGGAGGCUUGUGAUGCGAAGGCUGGAAAUGAACUGCUGGAAAUCAUCCUUGCAAAGGGUAGUUUUGGCGCAGAUCAAUCAGUUGCCCAGGUAGCCUCGUCGCCCCCAUUUUUUUCUGGGUCACCGCCAAGAAGAGUAUCUAACCCACUAAUUCAAGAUGCUCGAUUUGGGGAUGAGAAGGUCACUCCAGUUUCCCCAAGAGCAAUCCCGAUCCCAUCUGGGCUGGGGCCAUCACCAUCCUCCACCCGUAAAGUGGGUCGUGUUCGGGCUAAUUUUGGUAACAGUCCAGCUGUGAGGAUAGAGGGUUUUGACUGCCUCGACAGGGAUAGGCGCAAUUGCAGCAUCCCUGCCCUGGCUUAG